CACCCCUCUACCCAAAACCCACCACCCCCUUUUUGCUCUAUAUCAAGAAUAUCACCAUUUUAACAGGCAACCAUAAAAAUACAAUCUUUAAGGUUUCAUAUACCUUUAGAUCUACGUUACUAUCACAUAACCCCAUAAUUCAUAAACCCCAAGAUUAUUUCUUUUUUCAUUUUUCCCAAAUCUCGAGCAUGCGAGUGUUGAGGGAGCAGAGAAGUGAAGUAUGCAACAGAAUAUGAAGAAAAGUUCAAAUAGUGGUGAAGCUGCUAAACCUAAAGAAAGACAUAUUGUUUCUUGGUCUCAAGAGGAGGAUGAUAUACUAAGAGAGCAAAUUCGAAUCCAUGGAACUGACAAUUGGACGAUCAUAGCAUCGAAGUUCAAGGAUAAAACAACAAGGCAAUGCAGAAGAAGAUGGUUCACUUAUUUGAACUCUGAUUUCAAGAAAGGGGGAUGGUCACCUGAAGAAGAUAUGCUUUUAUGUGAGGCUCAAAAGAUUUUUGGUAACAGAUGGACAGAAAUUGCCAAGGUGGUUUCAGGCAGAACGGAUAAUGCUGUGAAGAAUCGAUUCACUACACUGUGCAAAAAGAGAGCUAAACAUGAAGCUUUGGCUAAAGAAAACAGCAAUUCAUUCGUUAACCUAAAUAACAAGAGGGUUAUAUUUCCAGAUGGUCUCAAUAUUGACAGAAUAACAGAAGCUGCUGCUCCUUUUAAAAAGCUGAGGACGAGCCACAUCUCAGAUGUCCGUCAAAAUUGUGACAGCGGAGAAAAAUCUUUUGGUGAUUGUGGAACUACACAUCCACUACUAAGACAUCCAUUUGCAGUACUAGCUCAAAACUUUCGUAACGCUGGGAAAAACUUGACAUCUCAUCAGCAGACAACUGAAAAUGACAACAAAACUCAAGGAACAUUCCUUAAGAAAGAUGAUCCAAAGGUACAAGCUUUGAUGCAACAAGCGGAGCUGCUAAGCUCACUGGCUAUGAAAGUUAAUACAGAGAAUACAGAUCAAAGCCUUGAAAAUGCUUGGAAGAUACUCCAAGAUUUUCUUCAUCAAACAAAGGAAGGUGAUAUGCUCAAGUUCCAGAUCCCUGAGAUGAAUCUUGGACCUAAUGAUUAUAAGGACCUGAUAGCAGAUUCGAAGAGCAGUAAUGAAGGCAGUCGACCAUCUUGGAGGCAACCUGCUUUAUCUGAAGAUUCUGCUGGCAGCUCUGAGUAUAGUACUGGAUCAACUCUGCUCUCCCAUGCGUUGGCCGAUAAAACAGAAGAAAGCCAAGCCGAAGUGUGUGCGCACCAUCAGGAUAUUGAAUCUGAACUACGAACUUCUCAGUUGAGUGAUCAAGAUACUUUGCCAGUUCGUGGUGAAGAAAAAGUGAAUGAUGGACCAGCUACAGCUGAAUGUGAAUUUCUGGAUACAGAUUUCACUUCUCCUCUUCAAGUAACUCCACUGUUCAGAUCUUUAGCUGCAGAAAUUCCCACCCCAAAGUUUUCGGAAAGUGAGAGGCAAUUCCUAUUGAAAACACUUGGAGUGGAGUCCACAUCCCCGUAUCCAGGCACAAAUCUUACACAACCUCCAUCGUGCAAAAGAGCCCUCCUCCACAGUCUAUAACCAACUUUACUGAUCAAACCUUACACAGAUUCUGCGGCGGGCAGAAUCACCAUAACUUUGAUCAACAGUUUUUAUUAUAUGUAGUCUACUCAAUUUUUUGGAGUUAUUUUUGUUUGGAUUGCAGUCACUACGACCUGAGUUUUUUUCAAGAGGCCUUGGAAGAUCUGGUCUGCACCCUAGAAUGCAAUGGAGGCAUUCUAGCUUUUUCUCUGGAGAUCUGACAGAUGAUCUGCAUCCUUUUCGGAGUUUCCGACCUAAUACUCACAGUAUCUAGUGUGUGUUUUUUAAUUGUUUCAUAUUCUUUUGUGUGUUGUUAUGGAACCCGAAUGGGGGUAUUCGAUGUUCCAUAAGUUUUCGGCUAUUGAUUAGCCAGUUGUACAGAACAAACAUUGUACUUACAGAUUGGCACCUCGCCAAGGUUUAUAGAGAAUAUUGAUAAGAGAAAAAAAAGAAGGAAGAAAACAUAGAGAGAGCUAGGAGGAUCAAUAAGUUGAAUUGGCCUUCUAUAUCAGUUUCUUUUCAUUUUUUGUGUGUAGAUGUUAUAUAAUAAGCUUCUAGGCUGUUCAGAGCUUUUUGUUUCUUUGCCUGAUCUACAUGUAAUGUAAAACAUACUUUAUUUGAUUGGAGAAUGCAAUAUGGUUCCAGUGUGCA
Molecule: messenger RNA, 2251 nt
Organism: Nicotiana tabacum (common tobacco)
Lineage: Eukaryota; Viridiplantae; Streptophyta; Magnoliopsida; Solanales; Solanaceae
Product: transcription factor MYB124
Biological process (GO): regulation of DNA-templated transcription
Cellular component (GO): nucleus
Molecular function (GO): RNA polymerase II cis-regulatory region sequence-specific DNA binding; DNA-binding transcription factor activity, RNA polymerase II-specific
Source: RefSeq, a predicted model, not a curated record